Messenger RNA from Beta vulgaris subsp. vulgaris (sugar beet), 1420 nucleotides. Its product is annotated as probable xyloglucan endotransglucosylase/hydrolase protein 32. Gene Ontology annotation, biological process: cell wall biogenesis; xyloglucan metabolic process. The transcript has 4 exons. The record is from RefSeq and is a predicted model, not a curated record. The coding region runs from base 145 to 1017 and encodes 290 amino acids. Gene Ontology annotation, molecular function: hydrolase activity, hydrolyzing O-glycosyl compounds; xyloglucan:xyloglucosyl transferase activity. NCBI's taxonomy places the organism in Eukaryota, Viridiplantae, Streptophyta, Magnoliopsida, Caryophyllales, Amaranthaceae. Gene Ontology annotation, cellular component: apoplast; cell wall.
ACCCACUUCAGUGAGCACACUCUUCCAUGUACACAAUCCCCUUCUGAGUUCUGAUCCCUUAGCACUAAGCAUUACUAGCUACCACUUUUCUUCAUCUCUUUCUUCCCUACAAGAAUAUAGCUAGUGUUCUUUUUGCUGAAUUUCAUGGCCCAUUUUUUGUUUCUAACUAUAAUUAGUUUCUUCCUUUAUUCUCAUUAUAGCAAUGCACAACCUUCACCUGGCUACUAUCCUAGCUCCCAAGUUGCCCCUCUGAGUUUUAAUCAAGGUUUUAGGACCUUAUGGGGUCCUCAACACCAAAGUGUUCAGCAGGGUACUCUCACUGUCUGGCUUGAUCGUUCUUCAGGAAGCGGGUUUAAGUCAUUGAAGCGAUUUCAAUCAGGCUUGUUCAGUACAGCUAUGAAGCUCCAACCAGGCUACACUGCAGGAGUGAUCACAUCCUUUUAUCUCUCAAACAACGAAGACUUCCCAGGUUACCAUGAUGAAAUUGAUAUUGAAUUUCUUGGGACAACACCUGGUAAACCAUACGUAUUGCAAACAAAUAUUUAUGUUAGAGGGAGUGGUGAUGGAAGACUUAUUGGAAGAGAGAUGAAAUUUCAAUUAUGGUUUGAUCCUACCAAAGGCUUUCACAACUAUGCCAUUUUCUGGUCACCAAGCCAAAUAAUAUUCUUUGUGGAUGAUAUACCCAUAAGAAGGUACCCAAGGAAAAGUGAUGCCACGUUUCCACUAAGGCCAAUGUGGGCCUAUGGAUCCAUUUGGGAUGCUUCAUCUUGGGCUACUGAAGAUGGGAAAUACAAAGCUAACUAUAAUUAUCAACCAUUUGUGGGCCAAUAUCGAAACUUCAAAAUUGCCGGGUGUACUUCUGGUGGACCCUGUCGUCUUCCAAAAGUGUCCCUAUCUGGGUCCAGUAAUCUCAGCCCACAACAAGUCGCGGCCAUGGGCUGGGCCCAACGAAACCACUUGGUUUAUGAUUAUUGCAGGGAUUCAAGGAGGGAUCAUCGCCUUACACCUGAGUGCUGAAAAAUGAAAAAAGGUUGCUUAUCAUAUAGGGUGUGUUUGGUAAAAUCCAAAUUAAAGUGUCAAUUUCAUAAUUUUGUUGUUUACAUUUUUAACCUAUAAAAGGUUUCAAUUGGGGUGUCUUCUGUUUAUUUUAAGAAGGCAAAAGGCCUUUUUCAUAUAAGGGGAAUAAAGGGUUUAUGACAAACUAUGUCUUCUUGCUAGGUUUGAUACAAUGAAAGUGUGGUAUACUUUUUUUUUUAUUUAUAUAUAUAUAAUUAUGUAUACAAACUAGAGGUGAAAGAAAAGCUUGUUUUUCUCCCUCUCAGUUAUUGUUGAAGUCAUUUAUGAAACUCUUGUGAACCAAAAUUUACAGAAUUUGUUGUGUUUGAAAAUGAUAAAGAGACUUCGUAUUUUACUUUUACAA